CCAAACAAAACCCUAAUAAAUUACCUAAAACCCUCUCCUGCUAAAAAAAAAACUUGUUCUUUCUCCCACUCGAACGUGAACAUGGUGAAGGGAGGCAGAAAGAACACGAGCAGGAGGAUUUCGUUGAAGAGGAAGAGCAAGGUAUUGAAGAAGGUGAAGGAACACCACAAGAAGAAGGCCAAGGAAGCCAACAAAUUGGGCAUCAAUCGGAAGCAUAAAAUCGACAAGGAUUCCGGCGCGUCCAACGAUUCGCCCUUCAAUGAACAGGAGCUCAAGGCCCUCGAGGCCCGGCGGCAGCACAAAAUCCACGCGGCGGAGGAGCAGAAAUCCGCCCGUAUUGAGAGGGCUCCAAAGAGAAAAUUGGGGGUUUUGGAGGAUGAUGAACGUAAUCCUGCUGGAGAAGAGAUAGUCACUAGAAAUCGGGACCACUCAGAGAGGACUUUUUACAAGGAGUUGGUCAAGGUGAUUGACGCUUCCGAUGUAAUUCUGGAAGUUCUUGAUGCUCGAGACCCCUUGGGUACUCGCUGCGUCGACAUGGAAAAGAUGGUUAUGAAAGCAGGGCACGAUAAGCAUCUUGUUCUGCUUCUCAAUAAAAUCGAUCUUGUCCCUCGUGAAGCUGCAGAAAAGUGGCUCAAGUAUCUUAGAGAGGAAUUACCAGCAGUUGCAUUUAAGUGCAGCACCCAAGAACAGAAAUCUAACCUUGGAUGGAAAUCAGCCCCCAAAUCUGGGAAAACGGGCAAGGCAAGCAGUCUUCUGUUAACAAGUGACUGUCUUGGGGCUGAAACUCUUAUCAAAUUGCUGAAAAACUAUUCCAGAAGUCACGAUAUAAAAAGAUCUAUUACUGUGGGUGUUAUUGGGCUGCCUAAUGUUGGCAAAAGUAGUCUGAUUAAUAGUUUGAAAAGAUCUCAUGUUGUCAAUGUUGGUGCUACUCCCGGGCUGACGAGAUCUAUGCAAGAAGUCCAGCUGGAUAAAAAUGUGAAAUUACUGGAUUGCCCUGGAGUCGUGAUGCUUAAGUCUGCAGAAAGUGAUUCCUCUAUUGCUCUUCGCAACUGCAAGAGAAUUGAGAAAUUAGACGAUCUAGUUGGUCCUGUUAAACAAAUUCUCAAGCUUUGUCCGGAGAAAGUAUUGUUGACAAUAUACAAAAUCUCGAGUUUUAGUUCUGUUGAUGACUUUCUUCAGAAGGUUGCUACUGUUAGAGGAAAGCUUAAAAAGGGUGGCAUUAUAGACGUGGAUGCUGCGGCCAAAAUUGUUUUGCAUGACUGGAAUGAAGGUAAAAUCCCGUAUUACACCAUGCCUCCAACUAGAAAUGCAGAGGAGCCUUCUGAGGCAAAGAUUAUCUCCAAACUGGGGAAGGAAUUCAACGCUGACGAAGUUUACGGUGAAGAAUCUUCAUUUAUUGGCAGUUUGAAAUCCGUCAAUGAUUUCAAUCCAGUUGAAGUACCUUCAGACCCUCAGUUAAAUUUCGACAUGAUGCUUGAGGGUGAUGGGCAGAUUCAGUCUACGAGUGAAGGCAACGGUGACCAGCCCAUGGAAUCUGAUGAAGAGGAUAAUGCUACUGUGUUGGAAGAGGAGAAACUUAGCAAUAGCAGUAGAAGGCAAAAUGUGAAGCUGUAUGGUGAAGAAGGUAUGCUAAACACCAAGUUGAGAAAAGCGAGCAAGAAAAGGCUCAAAAGGGAAAAUCGACCUGUCGCAAUGGACGAUGAUUUUAAGGUUGAUGAUCUGACAGACGAUUGUGACAUGGAUGUUCGCAAUAAUGAUGACGUGGCGGAAAAGAGCAAUAAAAAUAGAUUUGAGCUGCCUUCUGGAGUAGAGUUGGAUGAGUAAAAAUAUGAAAUAUACAUACCAGUAUGCAUACCGAUUUGGAGUAGUCGAAUCAUCAAUACUCCAUCCCAAAAAAAAUGGAAUUUUGUUAGUGAAAAUUUGUCUUUGGAAUUCAAUAUUUCUUGAUUAUUGACAAUGUAAUUUAUUUUUGAAGGCAAUAUGUUUCGAGUAAUAA
Molecule: messenger RNA, 1996 nt
Organism: Erythranthe guttata (spotted monkey flower)
Lineage: Eukaryota; Viridiplantae; Streptophyta; Magnoliopsida; Lamiales; Phrymaceae
Gene: NSN1
Product: GTP-binding family protein
Cellular component (GO): nucleolus
Molecular function (GO): GTP binding
Source: RefSeq, a predicted model, not a curated record